Molecule: messenger RNA, 1136 nt
Organism: Paraphaeosphaeria sporulosa
Lineage: Eukaryota; Fungi; Ascomycota; Dothideomycetes; Pleosporales; Didymosphaeriaceae
Exons: 2
Coding region: 49-825 (258 amino acids)
Source: RefSeq, a predicted model, not a curated record
GCGCAACCCAGACGACGGUCACGUUGACAGCGGCGAGCGUCCGCUGCCAUGGCAAAUCACAAUCACCCGCGAUCUAGCAAAGCCACGCCCGCUCCGCGCCGUCGCCGUCUGCUGCCUCGUGACGUGCUCUGUAUCGCGGAACACGCCUUCGCAAGCAACCGCCGUGAGAGUCGCCUCCCGCGCUCUGGCUCGCUGACGCUGCGCGUGCGUCGUCUCGCUGUCUCGCUGUCUCGCUGCCGGCCGCCGUCGCCCAGCGAACGGGCGGUGGACAAGCAGCCGUCGUGGUUUCAGUCGCAGCCCGCCCAUUCGCCGCCCCCGAAAACUGGAGAAGCGUCAAGCGACAACGCUGCCACGCACGACGGCCUGGCCGUGGUUCCGCGGCCACAGCCAGACGCGCACAUCGCCUCACUGACCUCAGCAGCCAUGGUCGCUGAUUGUCCGAAACACCCGCCCUUCGCCCCUAUCGCCUGUGCUGUCCAGAUGCGGGGUCUCGGUGAAGGCGGCCUCUGCCCUUGUGCACGCCAGUCCUCCUCGGUGGUACUUUUAUGCUCGACGGCCAUUCCCGCACUUGGCACGCCUCACCGCUGCCUGGACUGCGAGACGCACGACCGGUCAAGCCUGCCGACCUGUGCUUCUGCUCGACCCAACUUGACAUUGAUUGCUCUUUGGCAUGACAUCAGCGCGUGCCAGCCCAAGCGCGUUUCAGGAGUCGCUGCGCGUCUAGCCCGAUCGGCUGUAGCUUAUCUGCUCGUGCAUAGCUCGAGUACAGCCAUCUCCACAAUAUACAAUAUAUCGAGCCGCGCGUCGUCAUCCUGGUCAUCCUAGUCGCCAUGGUGACAUAAGUGUACUCUAUCAUACUCCUUUACACAGAACCCUAUCUUCCAGUCACAAGCAUCGUCGCCGCUAUUGAGAACUGCGAUCCAAUGCAUCCAAGGAAGUCGCGAUCAUGCAUUGGUAUAUCCACGUUCACCAUGCUGGCAACAAAGGAACUCAGUACACCCACAAGUACACUAAUUGCCUUUCUAUGCUCCCGCAGCGUCUAGCAUCCAAGGUAUGAGCAAGAUGUGGCGACAAAGAGGAAUAUGAGCCAGAGCAAGUGGCACAACGUGAACACAAAGACACGGGGCUGGUGCAGG